Molecule: messenger RNA, 1612 nt
Organism: Cynoglossus semilaevis (tongue sole)
Lineage: Eukaryota; Metazoa; Chordata; Actinopteri; Pleuronectiformes; Cynoglossidae
Gene: srek1ip1
Product: SREK1-interacting protein 1
Exons: 5
Coding region: 134-706 (190 amino acids)
Molecular function (GO): nucleic acid binding; zinc ion binding
Source: RefSeq, a predicted model, not a curated record
GAACAAGACAACGGAACGCGCUCAGAAUGUUAUUGUUGUUUCCGACCGAGGUUGUUUUGAGUGAGCACCUGAGAGUUGCUUCCCGCUCGGUCGUCUUGUUUUAUCUAUUCACACAUUUGCUGUAAUAAAUAUAAUGGCUGCUCCAGGUCCGAACAAAGACAACAUCCGGGCUGGCUGUAAAAAAUGUGGCUAUCCUGGCCAUUUAACAUUCGAGUGUCGGAACUUUGUCAGAGUUGACCCCCAGAAAGACAUUGUUCUGGAUGUAAGCAGCACCAGCACAGAAGAGAGUGAAGAUGAAAUGCCUACAGCUCAGCACAGUGAGAAACAGGGGCGGAGUGGACCGCAGCGAAGACGUUCUUCUUCCUCUGAUGAUGAUGGUUAUAGAAAAGCGAGGCAGAAACAAAAGAAGGAAAGACACAGAAAGUCCAGAAAGAGAUCUGCUUCAUCGAGUGAGGAGGAAACCAGGAAGAAGAGGAAGAAACAGAGCAGGUCCAGCUCCUCGUCCGAUGAGGAUGAGGAGAGUAGAGGGAGGAAAAAGAAGAAAAUGAAAGGCCACAAGAAGAAGAGCAAAAAAACCAAAAGUAAAAAGGAGCCCGGAAAAUCACGCAAGAAAAAAGAAAAGAACAGAAAAAAUAAAUCGUCAUCUUCGUCGGCUGCAUCGUCGUCAUCUUCGUCCAGCUCUAGUGAGUCAUCAGACAGUGACUGAUAUAAUUUGACGCUGGAUUUCUGACCAAAUGUUACUUUUUCAGUCUGUAGAAAAGUAUUUUGUUGGUGAUAAUAUGAUAAGGAAAUAAGAUGUGAUGAUCAUGUAUAUACUGUACAUAUACAAGUUUUCAUUUUUGAGUUACAUUGAGUCUCAAAUGUCCUUGUGUAGGGCCUCACACAUUUUCAAGACAAAUAAAAUAUUUUAAACAGAUAUCUGGGGACUGGAAAUGUGUUCAAUAUUUUUUUUUAAAAAAAGAAGAAAUAUAUAUAUUUUGAGCAGCUCAUAAAAAAGUAAAAACGUGUAACCAGUAGAGGGCAGUGCAACCUGAAACUAAAGCCGUUUUUUAAGGGCAUAAAUAUACCAUGAGUAAAAAAGAAUCCACAGAAAAUCAAUUUAAUCUCAACACGUGUUGAGGAACAUUAAGAGCGACAGUAGUCACUGUUCACAAACCAUAAAUUAACUGUAAAACGAUCGGCUGGCAAGAUGACGGUCAUAAAUCAAACGUGCUGUUAAUAAUUUACGCACACAAGAGUUUCAAAAGAGAAAUGUUUUCAAGUGUGCUUCCGCCACCUGGUGGUCAUUUUGUAAACCACAGGCCCCGCAGCUCGUGUUGACGUCGUUUUUAAAUGCUGCUGUGGAACGAAGACAGACAGAAACAUCCUCGAACGUGUUUGAAUUCCAAAUAAACCGUGGGUUGGUGGAAGCAGCUUAGUAAUAAGACUUUCUGGAAACUCUCCCCAACAGCCGAGACCUCUCACUCAAUGGUGUGAGAAAAUCAACACAGACCGUGAUGUAUGUCACGUCCUCACAGAACCAGUACACGGAACCACAAAUGUGCCAAAACUGUCAGAUUAUUGAGGGGGAAAAAAAAAAUCAAAGAUAUGCAAUUGUCCAUUAGAAUUCACU